AUGAAAACGCCGCCGGGCGCUUCUAGUCGGGCAAAAUGCAGCCGACAACUCCGCUCGUCCUUUGCGUUCUCCUGUCCCAGGGACAAACAACUCACCCACACCUUAAACUUCCCCCAACAAGAACAGCCAUCCCAGAUGUCUCCAAACAUCCCUGGCCUUGACCCACUUAAUGCCAGUUGGAUCUCCCAACCUGUGCUGCUGCUAACAUCUGCGGAAGAUUUGGACUGCACUCCUGGAUUUCAGCAGAAAGUGUUCCAUAUCGAUCAGCCAGCUGAAUUCAUUGAGGACCAGGCAAUUUUAAACUUGACCUUCAGUGACUGCAGGGGGAAUGACAAGCUGCACUAUGAGGUCUCAAGCCCUUACUUCAAGGUGCACAGCGAUGGCCGCUUAGUCGCCCUGAGGAACAUAUCUGCGGUGGGCAAGACUCUGUUCAUCCACGCCCGGACUCCCCAUGCAGAAGACAUGGCAGAACUCGUAAUUGUUGGAGGGAAAGACAUCCAGGGCUCCUUGCAGGAUAUAUUUAAAUUUGCAAGAACUUCUCCUGUCCCAAGACAAAAGAGGUCCAUUGUGGUAUCUCCCAUUUUAAUUCCAGAGAAUCAGAGACAGCCUUUCCCGAGAGAUGUUGGCAAGGUAGUGGAUAGUGACAGACCGGAAGGGUCCAAGUUCCGGCUCACUGGAAAGGGAGUGGAUCAAGAGCCUAAAGGAAUUUUCAGAAUCAAUGAGAACACGGGUAGUGUCUCUGUGACACGGAACUUGGACAGAGAAACCAUCGCUACCUAUCAACUAUUUGUGGAGACCGUAGAUGUCAACGGCAGGACUCUCGAGGGGCCAGUCCCUCUGGAAGUCAUCGUGAUUGAUCAGAAUGACAACAGACCCAUCUUCCGGGAAGGCCCCUACAUUGGCCACGUCAUGGAGGGGUCACCUACAGGGACCACGGUGAUGCGGAUAACAGCCUUUGACGCAGACGACCCAGCCACGGAUAAUGCCCUCCUGCGGUACAAUAUCCGUCAGCAGACGCCUGACAAGCCGUCUCCCAACAUGUUCUACAUCGAUCCUGAGAAAGGAGACAUUGUCACCGUUGUGUCACCUGCGCUGCUGGACCGGGAGACGCUGGAGAAUCCCAAGUAUGAACUGAUCAUUGAGGCUCAAGACAUGGCAGGACUGGAUGUUGGAUUAACAGGCACGGCCACAGCGACAAUCAUGAUCGAUGACAAAAAUGAUCACUCACCAAAGUUCACCAAGAAAGAGUUUCAAGCCACAGUCGAGGAAGGAGCCGUGGGAGUUAUUGUCAACUUGACAGUUGAGGACAAGGACGACCCCGCCACGGGUGCAUGGAGGGCCGCCUACACCAUCAUCAAUGGGAACCCGGGGCAGAGCUUCGAGAUCCAUACCAACCCAGAGACCAACGAGGGGAUGCUCUCCGUCGUCAAACCUCUGGACUAUGAGAUUUCUGCCUUUCACACCCUGCUGAUCAAAGUGGAAAACGAGGACCCACUGGUGCCCGACGUCUCCUACGGCCCCAGCUCCACGGCCACUGUCCACAUCACUGUCCUGGACGUCAACGAGAGCCCAGUUUUCUACCCGGACCCCAUGAUGGUGACCAAGCAGGAGAACAUCUCCGUGGGCAGCGUGCUGCUGACAGUGAAUGCCACGGACCCCGACUCCCUGCAGCGUCAGACCAUCAGGUAUUCUGUUUACAAGGAUCCAGCAGGCUGGCUGAAUAUCAACCCCAUCAACGGGACUGUCGACACCACUGCUGUGCUGGACCGUGAGUCCCCAUUUGUCCACAACAGCGUCUACACUGCCCUCUUCCUGGCAACUGACAGUGGCAACCCACCCGCCACAGGCACUGGGACUCUGCUGAUAACUCUGGAAGACGUGAAUGACAAUGCGCCCUUCAUUUACCCCACGGUAGCAGAGGUCUGUGAUGAUGCCAAAAACCUCAGCGUAGUCAUUUUGGGAGCGACAGAUAAGGAUCUUCACCCAAACACAGAUCCUUUCAAAUUUGAAAUCCAUAAACAAUCUGUUCCUGAUAAAGUCUGGAAGAUCUCCAAGAUCAACAAUACCCACGCCCUGGUGAGCCUCCUGCAAAACCUGAACAAGGCAAACUACCACCUGCCCAUCAUGGUGACAGACUCGGGGAGACCGCCCAUGACGAACGUCACGGAGCUCAGGGUGCACGUGUGCUCCUGCAAGAACUCCAAAGUGGACUGCAACGCUGCGGGGGCCCCAUGCCUCAGCGCCGCUGCGGUCCUGCUCCUGUCCCUGCUCGGCUUAGCUCGUCUGUGA
Rangifer tarandus platyrhynchus (Svalbard reindeer) is the source of this 2289-nucleotide messenger RNA. NCBI's taxonomy places the organism in Eukaryota, Metazoa, Chordata, Mammalia, Artiodactyla, Cervidae. The record is from the annotation of a GenBank genome assembly.